Telopea speciosissima is the source of this 1166-nucleotide messenger RNA. RefSeq lists its product as uncharacterized. The record is from RefSeq and is a predicted model, not a curated record. NCBI's taxonomy places the organism in Eukaryota, Viridiplantae, Streptophyta, Magnoliopsida, Proteales, Proteaceae. The coding region runs from base 115 to 1164 and encodes 349 amino acids. Gene Ontology annotation, biological process: Golgi vesicle transport. Gene Ontology annotation, cellular component: membrane. The transcript has 5 exons.
CAUCUGAGAUUUGAGUAUUUAUCACCUACGAGAAUGAAAACCUGAAAAUUUUCUCUCUGCGAGCCUUGUGGAAAGCUAAUAGAUUUAAAAGAUUGGAAAAAUCGAGGAUCUCGGAUGGCUUCGAAUUUCGAUCGGUGGGAGAAGGAUCCGUUCUUCUCCGUGGCUGAGGAAGUUCAGGAAUCUGCCGACAGGAUGGAAUCGGUGUAUAGAACUUGGAUACACGAAAGCAAGGACGCGUCGAGCGUCUGCGAUUUCGAUGAGCUUCGCAGGGACCUACAGACAGUCCUUGGCACUGCCAAAUGGCAGUUGGAGGAGUUUGAGCGGGCCGUCAGCUCGAGCUAUGUUGGGAGCUCUAGCUCGGCCGAGGAUGGGAGAACCAGGCACAGCCAAUUCAUUGUUGCUAUCAAGAAUAAGAUUUCUACGGUUGAGAACUCGUUGAAGGAAUCGGUAGUCGCGGAAGGCAAGUCGACGCUUCCUUGGGUUCGUUUGGAUGAAGGAGAACGAGAUGAGCUCGCGUUGUUUCUGUUGGGACCUGCGGUAGAUAGGACCGCGCCCCCUGCUACGGUUGCUGCUAGGGACGAAGAAGAAGGGAAUUUGCAGGCAGUGCAUGGAGAGACGGUGUCUGAUUGUUCGAAGAAUUCUUCGCAUUCGACCGAGUUGGGUUCACAAGAGACUAAGGAGGAGAGGUUGCAUGGGUAUAGGAGGACUGCAAGCGCCAGUGCUGACAUUGGUACUUGGAAGAUUGCAGUUGCGGACGAGAAUUCCAAUCGGAGAUCUUUUGAUGCCAUGCCCGAUCUUCCUCCUCCUAGGGUUUUAAGUUUUUCAGGGCUCCUCGGAGCCAUGGAGCCCAUUCCCAAGCUGAAUUGGUCGAAGAAUGGUUUCAGAAAAUGGAAGGCUGGAGAUCGUCGUCUACCAACCGAUGCUGUGCCAUUGCGGUCACAACAGUUGAGUCGGGGAAUAGAUGUAUGUUAUGAAAGAAGUAAGAGCUGCCUUGAUGGCUGUGACGACUCUUAUGAUAAGCAGUUAUAUGGCUGGUUUGGAGCUGUUCAAAGACAACUUCGAAGGUCUCAAUAUCAUAUCCAAUAUAGUCGGCCCAUUCAAGUUGUUUUUUGGGUUGCUGUUGUCCUUUGCCUGAUCGUUUUUCUUGCAUGGAGUGCAGUGUAAGG